AUGUCGAACUCGAACAGAUCAAAAUCAAAUAAGAGCUUCUUCAUGCCACUAUUUUGUCGAGUCUCCAUAAACGACACCGUCAAACCUGCCAAAAUCUCGGAAACCCCCGCCACAGAUCCUUCAUCACCAAAACUCAGCUGUAUAGGCCAAAUCAAGAAGAGAUCCACCACCACCACCACCACCAACAACAACAACAACACCAACCGUUUCCUCGCCUGCAGAUUCUCCGCUUCAACCAACGCGAAAUCCUCCGUCUAUUCCAGCUUCAGUUACACUAAACUCCACAGACUCUUCUCCGGCAAAAACCUAAUUUCUCCAGCUAUUGACACUGCUUCUAUCAACAACUGUAGCAGUAAAUGUAUUACGAAUCGAAGCAACAGUUGCAACAGCAGAGGAAGAAGAGGUGUUAACACGAAGAAAUAUUACAUGACUAGUAGUGAUGAUCCGGUUCUAAUGAGAGUUAUGGUGGCGGAAGAAUUAGAUCCGCCGUUGCCUGUGGUGAAAUGUGGCCGCCGAGAUCAGGAAACGAACGUAAAUCUAUGGAAGCGACGUGGAAUCGAAAUGAAAACACUCCAGAUUCAGCCGAUUCAAUUGUCCAUGGAUCAUCAUAAUACUAACAAUAACAAUGUCAAUCGCAAUUUUUCACUUCAAACAUCCGCAAAAACCUUUUGA
Messenger RNA from Lactuca saligna, 672 nucleotides. NCBI's taxonomy places the organism in Eukaryota, Viridiplantae, Streptophyta, Magnoliopsida, Asterales, Asteraceae. The record is from the annotation of a GenBank genome assembly.